AUGGCGCCUUCCGUUUCCAAAUCCAAAUCUCUCUCUACUUCGUCUACGCCUCCUCUCCGAGAAAGGCAUGGUCGGUUCUUUGGGCAAACUCUACGACAGCGUACAAAAGCUAAACCAGACAUAUAUGCAACCCAACCUCAACAAGGAUGCCUUAUAAAACCUAAGCAACAGCAGCCACUUGGUCGCUCCAAUCAAGUCCUUCCUCUCUUGAUCGACGGUGGAUCUAACGCUAACAAAUUGUACACGUGUCCUUCAUGCCGGCUGUCUAGCUACCUCUACAGAAGCGAAGUGUACUACGUGGCUGACGACCCUAAGGCCAUUUGUCCGCAGUGCCGUGGCGUCAUGUCCAAACCCAUGACUUAUGUUGCUACGCCGUCAGUUUCUGCCGGAGAAACGUCGGCCCGUGGCGAGGGAGGUGGGUUUGUGAGAGAGUUUACUUACAUGAUAAUGGAUGAUUUGCAAGUGAAGCCUUUGUCUGCCAUUUCUAGUAUGGCUCUGCUCAACACCUUCAAUGUUACGGAUGUUCGUUCACUUGAAGAGAGGGUGGUUCCUCUUGACAUGGAUAAGGGUUUGAAAUUGUUGAAGGCGUCGUUGCAGUCGAAUGCAGUUCUCACGAAGGUGUUCCUAAGUAAGAAAUGA
Prunus armeniaca (apricot) is the source of this 639-nucleotide messenger RNA. The record is from the annotation of a GenBank genome assembly. Lineage: Eukaryota; Viridiplantae; Streptophyta; Magnoliopsida; Rosales; Rosaceae.